CCAGCGCUAUCUGAAAUGUGGCUUAAAAAGCAUUUACUGGCAGUAGCAUUGCUUUUGGCCUGUGUGAUUGCUACGACCCUGUUCCAGUUUCGUGCCUUUCCCGGCCUACCACUGCAUCAGGCACCAAUUGCAGUGCGCCUUUCCAAAGUCAAAGAGAAGCUCAAACAAGAAAAUUCCAAGUCGCUACGACCAGACCCGGAAGCCCUUCACCAAGAGAGUGGAACAUCGACCGCGCGAGGUAGAUGCGCCAUCAAUCUAUUUGGGUUACCCAGAGCUUUCCAAUCACUAGUAUUGCCUUCGCUUGUUCAAAACGUGCUGUCUCCUAACUCUCUUUACCAAUGUGACUAUUUUGUGCAUUACUACUUCUUGACAUAUGAAGAAGCGGGACGAUCGGGCCUUGGUGGCCGCAUUGAUCCGGACGAAAUCUUGCUACUGGAACAAGCCGUUAGAGAUGUCUCGCCAAAUUCGGUCAUCUCGUUCCGAUUUGAUCACGAACAGGCCUUUUGGGAUAAAUACCAACCAUUCAUUGACAAGAUACGGACGGCCAAAGAUACAGAUGGACGCUUUUUGUAUUUUCCUUGGCGUGAUACAUCGUACGUUUAUCCAGAAACGCUAGAUAAUAUUGUCAAAAUGUGGCACAGCAUUGAGUCGGCUUGGGAAGUAAUGACGAAGCAUGAACUUGAGACGUCUUUGCGGUACGAUCGCGUCGCCGUACUGCGCUCCGACGUUGUCUACGUAACGCCAAUCGACGUUUUUCAAGACAAUUGGCGACUAAUCAAUGAUAGCGACCGAGUAGCUGUGGUUCCUGCCUUUGGUAGGUACCCAGUCAAUGAUCGCAUGAUUGUGGGACCGCGAGAGGCCGUGGAAAUAUGGGCUGCACAGCGAUUUAACCGGCUGGAGACGCAUAUAAAGUUUGUGCAGGAGAAUCAUCCGGGAUGGGGUAUGCAUUCAGAAAGAUUUAUCAAAUGGACGAUAAAUCCGGCCAUUCGAGAUAGCAACACAACCAUAGUCGAAGACGGCAAUAUAUGCUUUUUUCGCGUCCGUGCGGACGAGACGGUGAAGAUCAAUGAUUGCGAGGACGGCAAGAGUGUGGUGGCUGCUCCAUCAAUUGUUGAGAAUACAGGUGAAGGCAAGGCCAAACUGUUGGAGUCGAUCCUGGGUCGCAAAUGUUUGGUCCGGCCUCCAGAUUCAGCGUCUACCAGUUUGCAAUGUCCAAAAAACAUGACAUGA
Messenger RNA from Phaeodactylum tricornutum CCAP 1055/1, 1230 nucleotides. RefSeq lists its product with no specific name. Lineage: Eukaryota; Bacillariophyta; Bacillariophyceae; Surirellales; Neidiaceae. The transcript has a single exon. The coding region runs from base 16 to 1230 and encodes 404 amino acids. The record is from RefSeq and is a predicted model, not a curated record.